GCCGGUUGACUUGAAAAACAAGACUUUACUGCUUCCGACUGACGAGUCACGACUCAGUUCGCGACGGGAACAUACGGCCGACUCGCGAGCCAUCGCGCCGCCGCUUCCUUCCACGUGAAGCCAUGGCCAAGGAGUUCCCCGUCCCGCAGGUGGUGUUCCCCUCCUCCGACGGAAAUCUUAACGUCCGCCCUCGGAUCCACCAGUCCAGUCCGGCCUUCAAACCGCCGCGCCCCGACAUCCCUGCCCCCUCCAACCCUAACAUCCCCUUCGUGUCCUUCGACGUCGGCGCCGCCCAGGCCUCGUCCUCCUUCUCUGCCUCAGUCUUCGCGGCAUCUGCUUCUGGCGGCGGAUCCAUCUCCUCCUCCGGCUCUUUCGAAGACGAGCCGCCGCUCCUCGAGGAGCUCGGCAUCAACACCCGCCAAAUCUGGCGCAAGACCGUUUCGAUCCUGAACCCUAUCCGUUUGAAGCCCGAUCUCCACGAGGAUGCUGAUCUCGCCGGCCCGUUCAUCUUCCUCAUGGCGUUCGGCCUGUUCCAGCUUCUCGCGGGGAAAUUCCACUUUGGGAUCAUCUUGGGGUGGGUAACCGUCGCAGCGGCCUUCCUCUACGUGGUCUUCAAUAUGCUCGAGGGGAGGAAUGGGAACUUGGAUCUCUACCGAUGUUUGAGCUUGGUUGGAUACGGCAUGCUGCCGAUGGUGAUCCUCUCGGCCACGUCUCUCUUUGUGACCCAUGAUGGCCCUGCGAUCUUCGCGAUUGCAGCGGUGUUUGUGCUGUGGUCAACGAGGGUUUGUACGGGGCUUCUUGUGGAGCUGGCGUCAGGAGGGGAUGGGCACAGGAGUCUCAUAGCCUACGCUUGCUGGCUGGUAUACAUGCUUUUCUCUCUGCUCAUUGUGUUCUGAUUGUUGGUGAACGAUUGAUCUGAUUAGCGCUUUCGAUGGUGCCAUUUCUUUUGUUCUUGGAUGAAGAAGCUGAAGUGACCCAACAUCCUUUCUAUCUGGUGUUCUUGUAGUCAAGUAAAUUUUUCUUUAGAUAAUUUUAGAAAAUUUUGGAGACAUGUAUUAUCCUGAUGGUGAAUCAAUCUUCAGUUGAUAGAUGAUAUCACAUAACUUUUAACUCACUUUUGUUUUGUUUUUAUUAAAAUUUGGAGAAAGCAUUGGGCCACUAAGUGGUUACAUCUGUCUUA
Molecule: messenger RNA, 1180 nt
Organism: Zingiber officinale
Lineage: Eukaryota; Viridiplantae; Streptophyta; Magnoliopsida; Zingiberales; Zingiberaceae
Product: protein YIPF5 homolog
Exons: 2
Coding region: 123-896 (257 amino acids)
Biological process (GO): vesicle fusion with Golgi apparatus; endoplasmic reticulum to Golgi vesicle-mediated transport
Cellular component (GO): trans-Golgi network; membrane
Source: RefSeq, a predicted model, not a curated record